Acyrthosiphon pisum (pea aphid) is the source of this 2649-nucleotide messenger RNA. RefSeq lists its product as uncharacterized. Gene Ontology annotation, molecular function: protein binding. The record is from RefSeq and is a predicted model, not a curated record. The transcript has 3 exons. Lineage: Eukaryota; Metazoa; Arthropoda; Insecta; Hemiptera; Aphididae. The coding region runs from base 749 to 2281 and encodes 510 amino acids.
AAAAACGAAACAACAGGUGUCAUUGCGCCGACUCGUGGCCGAUCGGUACAUAAUAUUAUUGUUAUAUUUUUCACUCGGCACGAUUCGGUUACCGUCGUUCACGCCGUACUAUUCGCAGUCGUAUCUAUAUAAUAGGUACCUAGGUGUAGAUAAGUAGUGACGAUUUGCGACUCGUGUAGGUAUACCGUGUGCCACCGCGCCCACAGUUGUGGUUGUCAAACUUAUACAUCGUAUUAUUCAUAAUUUAUUUGUAGUGACAGUUCGUAAACCGCAUUUAUCGCCUGCCACCGCCAGUUUCGUUUUUUUUUCACAUAAUAUUAGUUGUAGGUGCCUAAAGUACUGUUCGCACAGUCAAUGUGUGAACUAUAAUAUUAUGAUACAGUGGUCGUCGAUUAAAGCAAUCACCUUUGGUGCUGGACAAAACGGACAACAUAUGCCGACUGAUAAUAAUAAAGGAAAAUAUUUAAGUAUGUACGUAAUACAGCGUUGUACUUUUCAAUAACAAUAUACGGUUGAUAACAUUAACCGUGAUUAUAAUAUAAGCGGCUACCGCAGACUGAAUAAUAUUAUUAUUGUUGCGAACCCGAAGCGUACGAGUUAUGCAUAACAGUUGCCGGAUGCUAACGCUGCCAACGACUUGCAUUCUCAAAUCAUCGAAUAAACCCAUCGUAGUUCUGUAUCGUGGAGUAUUUUACAGUUCGCCUGAUCAGUCCACUUCUAGUGUUUACUGUUUGGGAAAAAGUCCACGAUGACUGCUCACGACGAGAUAAAUUACGCCUUACCCAGACUGCUGAAAUUGGCUUAUCAUGCGUGUAAUAAGAUGCAGCGAGAAAAGUACGUCGAGCUGGAUUUUCCGGACGUUGACUUGCAGAUUUGUUGCCAGUUGCUAUUCCAAAUCAUAAAACUGAACACGGAGAGUGGUGCGUUCGACUCGCUCGGUGACAGGCGAUCUAUAUUUGGCAAGGUGCAACCUAUCUUUGAUGACUGGUCAAUCGAAAUCAUUUGCGAGAAGGCAGCGUCUUACGGACACAUAGAUUGUUUGAAGUUGGCUCGCGAGAUUGGAGUUCCCUGGGCUCCCCCAUACUAUAACUGUUAUGGAUCGGCAUGCGACCAGGCCGCUCAAACAGGCAACUUAGAAUGCCUUAUAUACGCACAUGAGAACGGAAGUCCCUGGAACAGUUGGACGUGUCAGCGAGCUGCCGGAAACGGACACUUGGAGUGUUUGAGGUAUUUACAUGAAAAUGGAUGUACAUGGUACGAAAACACGUGUGCUUCUGCUGCGGAGUUUGGUCACUUGGACUGUCUGAGGUAUGCGCACGAAAAUGGAUGCCCGUGGGGCGAUGACACGUGUCUUUGGGCUGCAUUUAAAGGAAAUCUGGACUGUCUUAUUUAUGCGUAUGAAAAUGAAUGCCCACGGAACGAACACACAUGUUAUAAUGCUGCAAAGGGUGGACACUUGAACUGCCUUAUGUAUGCGCAUGAAUACGAAGAAUUUCCAUUGAGCGAGCACGUGUGUUCGGCUGCUGCGGAGGGCGGGCACUUAGACUGUCUAAUUUAUGCCCAUGAAAAUGGAUUCUGGUGGGAUGGGAAUACGUGUGCUUCUGCUGCAUUUGGCGGAUAUCUAGAUUGUCUGAGGUAUGCGUAUGAAAAUGGAUGCCCGUGGGAAAAACACACGUGUUCUAAUGCUGCGGAGGGUGGUCAUCUGGAAUGUCUAAAGUAUGCACAUGAAAAUGGAUGCCAGUGGAACAACCUAACGUGUUCGAAUGCUGCGGAGGGUGGUCACCUAGACUGUUUGAAGUAUGCCCAUGAGAAUGGAUGCCCGUGGAACGAAAAAACGUGUUCUCUGGCUGCGAAAAAUGGCCACCUGAACUGCCUUGAGUAUGCCCACGAGAAUGGAUGCCCGUGGAACAAAAAAACGUGUUCGAUGGCUGCGAAAUAUGGUCACCUGGACUGUCUUAAGUAUGCACGUGAAAAUGGUUGCUUGUGGGGCAAAAUAACGUGUUCUAAUGCUGCGGAGAAUGGGCACCUACACUGUCUUAAGUAUGCACAUGAAAAUGGUUGCCCGUGGGACCAAAAAACGUGUUCUAAGGCUGCAAAAAAUGGGCAUCUACAAUGUCUAAAGUAUGCACACAAAAAUGGAUGUCCAUGGGACGUACACAGUACAUGUUUUGAUUCUGCGGAAAUUAAAAACCAGGAUUGUCGUGAGUAUGCACUCAAGAAUGGAUGCCCUCGAUUCAAGAAUUUAUCCGGGAUUUCUAAAGAAAAAAACUCAUCAAAAUGAAUAUUCCUGUGGGCUGAGACUGUCAUAGGUACUAACGAAUGAGUCAAUUGGUUAUGUGUGUCGUAAUAUAAUUUUUUAGUAUGCCCAGAAUAUGGGUAACAGUUAAUAAAUUACUGUAAAAUAAUUAAUCAAAUUCUAAAAAAUUCUAAAAAAUUGUAUAAAUAAUUGAUUUAAGACUUUGUAUACCAAAUACGUAUCUGAAAAACUCAAUAUUAUUUAUACAUACCCACCUAUUUCUAAUAUUUUUUUGAAAUUUGUCAAUUUAACGCAUUUCUUUUUGUCUAACAUCUUUAAAUUAAAAUGUUAAAAUUGUAUGUAUAAUUUAUUUUCCUGAAAUAUACUGAAAUGUAUUUCCUCAAAUAUAAAAA